Cotesia congregata is the source of this 987-nucleotide messenger RNA. Lineage: Eukaryota; Metazoa; Arthropoda; Insecta; Hymenoptera; Braconidae. The record is from the annotation of a GenBank genome assembly.
AUUUAAUUUUACAGACGAAUGUGCUCGAUAGCGAUGCCAGCGGAGCUGAUAUUGGGUCACAGUCCUCCAGUCUACGGACACCAUCACUUUUUGUACAACCCACUGAUGGUAACAGCGUCCCCUGGAAAUGGAAUUAGGCCCUGCAUAACUUCGACCAUAGACCAGCUAUCCGGGCUCACUAUCAAUCAUUUCAAUAAACAGCCCAAGAAUGACAGUGAGGACAUCAGGAAGGGGAAUGAUAAACAAAAGAAGCGCGUGGUCUUUGCUGAUGACCGUGGGAGACCUUUAACUCAAGUUCGUGUGAUGUCAGAACCAAGCAACAUGCCUCCAUCAUUCUACCCAACCGGCUACUUAUCAAAAGCAAUCCGAGACCAAGCAGAAGCGACAACUAACCCCUGGAUAGCCCACUUCCAGCAGCCUGCUAGCGACUACCUGGCCUUUAGACAGAAACUCGACCAAAAUUCAGUCUGUCUGGAGAACGUGAUAAUCCGCGAAGCGGAAGAGUGUCUCGACGGGACCAUCAAGGUCAAGAACGUCGCCUAUGAUAAAGAGGUCCUGGUGAGGACCAGUAGAGACAACUGGAAGUCCCACGAGGACGUCUACUGCACUUUUGUACAACAAAUGGGCGCCAAUGCUAUUCAGCCCAAGUUUAUACUUUAUGAUACCUUCAAGUUCCGCGUGACCUUGCCUGCUAACGCUGAUAAGAUAGAGUUCUGCGUCUGCUAUCGCGUUAAUGGUCAGGAAUUCUGGGAUAAUAAUGAUGAGAAGAAUUAUGUCGUGAAGAAACGUCCUGAGUGCCGACGUUACUCAUUGUUUUCACAAAUGGACGCUAAAAUUCCAAGCAACGUUUUGAAUACAGUAGAGGUGAACAACGGAGAUAAUACCAUCGGAUCUGGAAAACCCAGCGAGGCGGUCAGAGCUAACAUUCUUACCUGGAGCGAAUUCGCUUCUUGGCAGCAUUUGAAUAACGACGCACCUUAUUGGUGA